Messenger RNA from Triticum turgidum subsp. durum (durum wheat), 2928 nucleotides. The record is from the annotation of a GenBank genome assembly. NCBI's taxonomy places the organism in Eukaryota, Viridiplantae, Streptophyta, Magnoliopsida, Poales, Poaceae.
AUGCGCUAUAAAUAUAGUGGCGUGAAGGUAGAAGCUGCAGUUUGGAAAAUGGAGGGCGCCAUCAUCAGCUUGACCGAGGGCGCCGUGCGCGGCCUCCUGUGCAAGCUCGGCGGUCUCCUCGCGCAGGAGAGCUGGCCGGUGCAGCGCCUCCACGGCGAGGUCCAGUACAUCAAGGACGAGCUCGAGAGCAUGACGGCCUUCCUCCGCAGCCUGGCCGAGUCGUCCGACGGCCACGACGACCAGGUCCGGGUCUGGGUGAAGCAGGUGAGGGAGAUCGCCUACGACGCCGAGGACUGCAUCGACGACUACGUCCGCGGCCAGCAGCCUUUCGACAAAGACGGCGGCGCCGUCAUGGCGUCCCUCCGACGCUUCGUGCGUCUGCUCGCCACGCUAGGAUCAGGCGGUGGUCGCCGUCACCGGCGCAUGGCGGCCCAGCUCCAAGAACUGAAGACUCGCGCCAGGGACGCCGGCGAGCGGCGUUCCAGGUACGGGGUGCUACCGCCAAAGACGGCGCUCGGGCGUGCCAGCAGCCACGCGUCUGGCUCCGGCGUCUCCGGCCGCCUGGACCCGCGGCUGCCCGCCCUCUUCACCGAGGAGGCGCAGCUGGUGGGCAUCGACGGGCCAAGGGACGAGCUCGUCGGCUGGCUGAUGGAGGACGACGCGAGGCUCCGGGUGCUCGCCGUCGUCGGGUUCGGUGGGCUCGGCAAGACCACGCUGGCGAGGAUGGUGUGCGGGAGCCCGCGAGUGAAGGGCGCCGACUUCCAGUGCUCCCCGUUGCUCAUCGUCUCGCAGACGCUAAACGUCAGGGCGCUGUUCCUGCACAUGCUCAGGGAACUGACCCAGCGGCCCCGCUUGGCUGCCGGCGACGAUACCAUGGAUGUAAGCUUGCACGGGAUGGAGAACUGGGAAACGGCGCUGCUGGCCAGCAAGCUCAGGCGCUACCUGCAAGACAAAAGGUACAUCGUGAUUCUCGAUGACAUAUGGACUUCGUCGGCAUGGGAGAACAUCAGAUGUGUGUUUCCUGACAAUGAAAAAGGAAGCAGGAUUAUAGUAACCACUAGGAACGGGGAUGUCGCUAAUACAUGUUGUUGUCAUUCCCAAGAUCGGAUUUACAAAAUCCAACGCCUAUCUGAGAUUGCAUCACGCGAGCUAUUCUUCAAGAGGAUCUUUGGCUUAGUAGAUGGAUUGCCCAACAAUGAGUUGGAGGAAGUUUCAAAUGCCAUACUCAAGAAAUGUGGAGGCUUACCAUUAGCAAUAGUCAGCAUUGGUAGCCUUCUCGCUAGCAAACCAAACAGAACCAAACAAGAGUGGCAGAAGGUUUCUGAUAACUUGGGCUCUGAACUUGAAUUAAAUCCUACACUUGAAGGGACAAAGCAAGUCUUAUCUUUGAGUUACAAUGAUCUGCCAUACCAUCUGAAGGCUUGCUUCUUGUAUCUAAGUAUAUUUCUUCAAAAUUAUGUGAUCAAGAGGGGACCUUUGCUGAGAAUGUGGAUAGCCGAAGGAUUUAUCACCCCAAAACAUGGACUUAGUAUGGAGGAGGUUGCUGAAAGAUACUUUGACGAGUUCGUAGCCAGAAGCAUGGUGCAUCCUGUGAAAAUUGAUUGGAGUGGCAAGGUGAGAAGUUGUCGAGUUCAUGAUAUAAUGGUUGAGGUCAUCAUGUCCAAGUCACUUGAGGAGAACUUCGCAUCAUACUUCUGUGAAAAUGGAACCACACUGGAUUCCCAUGACAAAAUACGCCGCCUCUCAUUCCAGAGCAGCAGGCACUCAGUGCAGAGAACAAACGCUAGUGUAGCUCAUGUUCGCACGUUUAGAAUGUCACCUUCCAUGGAGGAAAUCCCAUUCUUCUUCGCACAUUUGAGGUUGUUAAGAGUGUUGGAUAUGCAAGGCAGCAGCUGCUUGAGUAACAAGGAUCUAGACUGCAUCUGUUGUUUUUUCCAGCUGAAUUAUCUAAGCCUCAGAAAUACCAAUAUUUCCAAAUUGCCGAGAUUCAUAGGCCAUCUAAAUUACUUGGAGACACUAGAUAUCAGAGAAACACUUAUUAAGAAGCUACCAGGUAGUGCCAAGAGCCUGGCACAUCUGAAGCAUUUGCUAGUUGGGCAUAAGACACAUCUUACUAGGACAGGUAGUGUGAAGUUCUUCAAAGGAUUCUGUGGCCUAGAAAUGACACCUGGGGUUCUCAUGAACAUGACAUCCCUUCAAUCAUUAUGCCAUAUAGAGAUAAAAAGGGACCCAUCCGUGUUCCAGGAGAUAAGCAAGUUAAGAAAUCUAAAGAAGUUGAACAUUCUCUUCCAUGAGGUAGAGGUGAACUGGAAACCUUGUGUGGAAUCAUUAAGCAAUUUGUCGGGCUCUGUGCGCUCGCUUUCCAUCAAAAUAUUUGAUGGAGAUGGAAGCAUCUCAUCGGAGGAAAUGUUAUCUUCGGUGGAGUCACCUCCUCUCUUGGUCACCAGCUUUGGCCUGACGGGCAAGCUGGAGCGCUUACCUCGAUGGGUGGCAUCACUUAGAAACGUCUCGACGUUUACUCUUCGCAAGAACGGGCUGCGGGCCGACGCCAUAGAUGUCCUUGGAGACUUGCCAAGUCUGCUCUGCCUCAAGCUGUAUCACAAAUCAUAUGCCGAUGACUGCCUCAUAUUCCCACGCGGUAAAUUUUUGAAAGUCAAGCUGUUGGUUAUUGACAACCUAGAGAACAUUGACAAGGUGUGCUUCGAGGAUGGUUCGGUGCCAUGUCUUGAGAGGCUUACGUUGUCAUUCCUGAGGGAGCCCAAGUAUGGGAUCUCUGGUCUUGAUAAUCUUCUGAAGCUGAGGGAGAUAGAGUUCUUUGGUAACAUCAUACUAUCCCUGGUGACUAAAGUGACAUCGUCCGUGAAGACACAUCCAAAUCAUCCAAGAGUAAUAGGUGACAAAUGGAAUAUUGUGACUGAGUAUUCUUAG